UUUAAUCUGGUUUAUAUCUCCACCACCUCGAUUGAACUCGGUUUGGUUCAUCUCUGGUUUAAUCUGGUUUACAUCUCCAUCACUGUUUCUCUCGUGAAACAAGCGAUUAACAGCUAUUGUGGGAGUGGAUGAAGAUCAACAAUGGCGAAUCUGCUCCAUCUUCAGCUAUCUUCUCCCUCUUCACCUCUAAAUACUUCCUUCAGACACAGAUACUGUACUCUGAAUUGCGAGAUUGAUCUCUGGAGAAGCUUCCUGAGCCGCGGCUCCGUCCAGUGCCGCGCUUCUCGCGGCGGACGGUUCAGAUUCCGUGCGGAGGAUGAGCUCUUUCGCGACGGAGGGUUUGAAUUUGGAUACAGAAAGAAGAAGAGGCCGUGGUGGUGGCUCGACGAAGAUGAUGAUGACGACGACGACGACGAAGACUGGAGUAUGGUCUUUGAGGUGUUCAGGACUUUAAGUUGGAUGCUUGCACCCAUAGGCAUAUCUUUGCUUCUUGGAACAGAGUCAGACGCGGGUUUAAUGGCACUAGCUGUUCCUAUAGUGCAGUCUUUAUUGUCACUUGUGUUUAGUAAGGUCUUGAGCAGGCCGAGUGUUGUUAGACCUAUAGAGCGAAGCAGAAGAAGAGGAACGUUUUCAAGAACUAGGAAAGCUAAAAACAUGGGUGGUGGUGGUGGUGGUGUGGAUAAGGAAGGAUACAAGUCAUGGAUGGUAGGAGAUGUUGGUGAUUAUAACAGCACAGGUUCUAUGUAUGGAGGUUGGGAUGAUCUAGAUAAGAAAAAUGAGAUUCCGUUUGAAGAGAAUGUUCGUCGUCCGAAGCAAGAGUUCAAGAGAGGAGAUGCUACUCGACGGUGGAGAGUUAAGGAGAAGCCAUUGCUCUUGAGGAUGAUAUUCGCUGCUUUCCCCUUUCUGAGUUCAUGGACCAGAUUGUUAUUUUGAUGAGCUCUUUAUAAGCUGUAUAUUCUUUCAAAUGAAACCAAUCUUCCUGGAAUCCUAUAAAAGGUUAGCUUCCAUUCAUCUUGGAACAUAGAAUACAUGCCUUAGCUGUGAUAAACAAUACAUAUUCUGUAAGUUUGAGAAUAUAUAUGCCUGUCAGUUUAUAUAAA
Messenger RNA from Raphanus sativus (radish), 1100 nucleotides. RefSeq lists its product as uncharacterized. The record is from RefSeq and is a predicted model, not a curated record. The transcript has 2 exons. Lineage: Eukaryota; Viridiplantae; Streptophyta; Magnoliopsida; Brassicales; Brassicaceae. Bases 142 to 933 code for a protein of 263 amino acids.